This is a messenger RNA of Ostrea edulis (European flat oyster), 3257 nucleotides long. RefSeq lists its product as uncharacterized. The record is from RefSeq and is a predicted model, not a curated record. The transcript is spliced from 7 exons. Bases 459 to 1826 code for a protein of 455 amino acids. Lineage: Eukaryota; Metazoa; Mollusca; Bivalvia; Ostreida; Ostreidae.
GCCACAAAGGAUCUCAAUCAUUUCUUAAAUGGACUUGCACAUACCAUUUAGAAGACUGGAUGAAAAUCGAAAAGUUUCUGCUUUUUGGACUUUAUGAUAGAGUUUAGCAAAAUUAAUCAACUGUUUUGUUUAUGAAAAAAGAAAACUAUUCUUCGAGACAGAUUCUCUAAAUAUUUUUCAAAGAAGGAACGGAAUUAAAUUCUUGAAUCGAAAUGAAAAUUAAAAAUAAAAAUUGCCCUUUUUACUCGGAUGCCAUAUAUGCUCUCUUUAUUGAAGGGAUGGCAUUGCAUCUGAAUUUGUGAACUACGGUUAGUGACGACCUAAUCCCAGUUUUGGAGGUGAUUUCAACAUGAUGCUGUUCGUGGCGACCUCUAUUAUGGUCCUGUAUCACGUGGAGUGCUACAUGAAUUUGGCACCGAUAGAUUCAGCUAUAUACACACACCGAGACGGUUAGGCUGAUGGAGAAGUCCAAAGCCGGGAUGUUACAUGUAUCACAUCGACGAGCCACAACGAAUGACAUGGACUAUGAAAUGAACUUCAUAUAUGUAAAUGAGAGGUCCUUUUCCUAUAACCAGGCUAUCGACGUGUGUUCAAGUAUGAAUGCCAGCCUACUGACGAUGCGGUCCUGGUAUAAAUGGUUUACCAUACAACAGAUAUACAACUCAUCGGCGGGAUGGAAUGCCCUGCCGAAUCACGAGGCCUGGAUUGGACUGACCAACACAAUAUACGGCUUUUAUUGGAUAGACUGUGAACCACUGGACUUUUCUAGAUUUACAUUGUUUAAGGACGCAAACGAAGUGGGUUACAAAUCUAACGACCAGUGUUACACAACGAAGGAGCAUGACAACUUCAAGUGGAAACAGAAAAAAUGUAGUGAGGGGAACGGAGUUAUAUGUGAACAACGAAUAAUAGGAAGUUCCUGUUCAUUAAGCACAAUUUUAUCACUUGACUUCCACCAACAAAGUAUCGUUGGAGAAAGCGAUUGUCGAACUUCGUGCUCCAGCGAUGCCGACUGUUUUGCAGUGGUGGCGUACUUUAAUGGAACUAACGAUCAGUGUAUCCACAUGAAGAGGACCUCUACGGGGAACCAGGUCACUGCUGCUAUUAAACAAUGUGUACAAGGAGAGGUCAAAGUGGCAAACGAUGUUAGUAUUUCGACAGAGAAUAAAGACACCAUACCCCUAUCUUUCUGCUCGAACUCUCUGGCCAUACAUAUAUCUGCCUCUACCGCUGUCAGCAGCAUGAAUACCGCCACUCUGUCCGCUAGUCCAACCAUAAACCCCACAGCCUCGCUGUUCGUGGACCAGCCCACAAGUUGUUUUAACAUCACUGUAAUAGAAACAGAAACGGUGAUGAAUAACCUCACGACAUACAUUCCCGCCACGACUUUCUCCUACAUCCAUUCACUCUUAACAACCACGGUGACAACCAUUGCACCAACAACGGUCGUUAUGACUACGUAUCUAGCACCAUCUACCGUCACGGUGGAAAUGACAGCAUCCCUGGCCACGUGCCAGGACCAGACAACAUUCAUUAACAUUACUAACACAAAAUACAUCCAGGAGGCCGUGGAAAACAUUACCAAGGCAUUGUAUUUAGACAAGAAAACCACGAGUUCCUAUGUUCGUUCCAAGACUUGUGCCGAGGAUAAACGAACGUCAUCUGCCACCGUGGGAUACUUUGGGAUAAUUUUUAUUGUCGUGCCUUUCGGAAUUAUGUUUCUUGCAGACUUGUGUUCUAUUUAUAAACAUCUUAUGGAGACAGUCAGGCAUUGCUGUGUGUCUCCUGAUCGAAAAAUUUCCACAGAUAAUGGUCGACAAAACUGAGCUAUCGUCAUUAAAGUUUAAGACAUAAAAUACUUCCAGAAAUGUAAACUUCAGAUAUAUAGGGUUCACGGCAGGUGUGACCGGUCGACAGGGGAUGCUUACUCCACCUAGGCACCUGAUCCACCUCUGGUAUAUCCAGGGGUCCGUGUUUGCCCAACUAUGUAUUUUGUAUUGCUAAUGGGAUUUAUGAGAUUGAUCGCUGUUCAUUAUCUUCACCUUUCAUAUUGUGAUUUUAGAAUUACUAGAGAAUAUAAGACCUGACGUAUCCUUUGUAUCAUUGUUAAUUUCAAAAUUGGCGAAUUAGAUUAUGCAUUAAGGAUUCGGCGGCAUUUAAAGGAUGAAAUGAACUGAAACUGCACCAGAGAUGCAUCAAAGUACAAUAUAUUCAAUAUUUAAACAGGUUGUAAUGUAAUUUUAGCUUCAUGUCGAAAAUGUCUUUGGUGAUCAAAUCUUCCAAUAGUCUGUUGGAGUUCUAUUUGGGCACGAAUUGUGCUCCUUUAUCAGCUAACCGUUUUUAUAUUCUUAAGAAACAUAAUUUAUUCAAAAGCUUUUACAUGAGAAGAAACAAUCUCUUGCUGUAACCUUCAACUCGACAUUUAAAUAUAUACAAACGAUGUUUUGUCCAUUAACAAAACUAAUUUCCAUUCAUGUGUCGAUUCAAUAUAUCCUAGUGAACUCGAAAUAACAUAUGCCACAUUCUUCCAUAUAUGCAUCAUCAUAUUUGAAUAUUUCAUUGAAAAUAUGUCAGAUAGUAAAGAAGCACAAUUCAUUCCCAAGGGAAUUCCAACAGAUUGUUUGAAGAUUUGAUCACCAAAAUCUACGUUAAUAUUGUCGAUUAGGAACUCCAGCAUAUUUUUAAUGAAAGGUGACAAUAAGAAAUACCAAAUAGAGAGUUGGGCAAACACGGACCCCUGGAUAUACCAGCGGUAGGAUCAGGUGCCCUAGAGAAGUAGACACCUCCUGUCGAUCGGUUACACCCGCCAUGAACCCUAUAUCUUGAUUAGGUAAACGGAGUAAUCCGUAGUCAAAAUCAGUGUGCCGAGUACGGUAAAAAAAAGAAAGCACGAAACACGUCAGACAGCAUUUGGUCCAAAUGAUUGACUAUAUUGGCAAACUAGAUCAUUAUGACGACUGUAGAAUUUGUAAAAUGCUGAAUUUAAAACGAGACUGUUGAAACCCCUGUAACGUCAACUAGUUUGCCAAUAGUCUUCCUCGAUUAAAAAACUUAUCAUACACAGAACAAGCUGUUGUGUAUCGAAUCUAUUGAGAGAUAUAAACACCAAUUGCAGGUAAUUAUGGAAUAUUGCUAAUAUGUACAUGACGAUGAGAAGUUGACAAUGGAAAAGUUAAUAUUAUUCCGUUUUCAUAAAGUUGAGUUGUUAGUUUGCCGUUAUCAUUUAUUUUCAAUAAAAUAUCUAAGUACGAAACCGA